AUGGUGCGCGAGGUGUUCGAGGCCUUCUUGACCGACCCGAUCCGUGUAAAUGAAGACGUCUUCGCGCUGUGGCUCGCGGGCCACAACGCCGACGAUACGCUGACCGCUCGUCUGAGUCUCCCGCUGGCUGUGCCCAUGUCAUUUCUCGGCGGAGACGCAGCCUCAAAAUUGCGCGAGCUACUCUGGCGAGACACUGUGGACCAGUAUCGACUCUACGAUAAGCUGGAGCACUACUUGGCACAGCCAAGUUUGUUUCGAUCGCAGUUGUUGUUUCAGAUCCCUCCUGACCAGCAGUAUUACAUGGUGCAACGCUACUACGUGCGAGAUGCCGACACGGACCGCUGGCUGCUGGGCAAGAAGCUCUGUGGCCGUCUAGAAAAGGAUUUGGAUGAUGUAGCUGAACGAUCUGGACGCACGCUGAAAAGCUGUCGCCGUCAACUGGAUAAUCUUCGACGGGUGUAUGCUGCGGUGGAAGAUCGCAACUUCCACGGUUCUGUAGGUCGUACGAUUAGCGACCUCUUCCUGCUUUCGGAGCAGCUUGCCAGCGAGUACGCGUGUCUGCUCUUUAUCUUGCACACGAGGUUUCAAGUGCAUCCCCAACAUCCUGACACUGGAUUUUUAACGUGGUCCGAUCUCUGUUACAUCGCUGCAUUGCUAAUGACGCACUGGCUCCCGCAACGAACGACGUUUCCGAAGCUCACGUAUUCGAAUAAAGCUCUCGCAACAACAAACGUAGUUGGCGACACUGUUGUCGAGAAUGGUGCCCAACUUGCAUUGCGAUCUCUGAGCACUGGGGAGUGGCCAACUACUGGUAUGUUGCAGGAGACGCUGCAGCCGACUAGCGUAUGGGAGACAGUUGGGUUAGAUCCGAGCCAUCUUUUGGCCAACUGUCUGCGCGAUCUGAAGGCACAUCUGAUUAAUGACAAUGACGUGCUCAAGACGUAUCGAGACAACAUUAUCGCACGCGUACAAGCGUGGACUGCCGCAGAGGGGACACUGCGGAAUAUCGUUUACACUUUUGACGAGCUGGAGAGCAAGUUGUACCUUGUGGUCCAUGGGCUGUUAACCAUUGGUGCUGGCCUGUCUCAGCCAAAAGAGUUUCAACAUCUACUGGAGCACUUGCUGACUCGUGUCGUAUACGUUUUACACGAGUGUGGGGUGAUGAAGCCACAGCUGAAUGCUCUAUUCAGCGCGUUCGUCGAUGCGCUAGCUGAGCUGGAUGUGUGGUACCUUAAUGGUCAGGGGACGCGCGGCUUACUGCUUGCUAGCUGGGAUCGCUUUAUCAGCGUAUGUCGAGCUGUGGUGCUGGCAGUCUACGAUCGCUGUCACCCUGCUGCAACAACGACGUAUGAGCCGGCAUAUUUGCAUAAUGGCGCGACGGAGCGGACGGUAACCAGCGCUUCAGCGGUGCAGGCUCGGAUGGCAAUUGCCUUUGAGUCACCAGGUCGUUAG
Molecule: messenger RNA, 1452 nt
Organism: Hyaloperonospora brassicae
Lineage: Eukaryota; Oomycota; Peronosporomycetes; Peronosporales; Peronosporaceae
Source: the annotation of a GenBank genome assembly